UCUUUUUUUAUAAAGAUUUGACUGUUUCAUAAAACUGGAAAAUCGAAUAUGACUACCGACCUUACAUAUUGCAAGUCAAGCAUAUAGUAUUUGAUUAAUACAAAUUGAUGUCAGGUUAGCAGUCAAACCAAUCUUAUUUUUGAUUAAGUAUAGGAAGAAGAUAGAGGGAAACAUGCACCCUAGAGGAGACCAAGACUUGGACACACUUGUUCAAUUAAUUAUUUUGUAUGCGCAACUGGAUAGUAAACCUAUUAACGAUUAAGACUAUAAUUCUUGAGCCAUGCAUAGUAUAUGUUUACAAUAUAGUACAUUAUGUAUUAUUUGGUAUGAUUUUUUGACCCAAUCAAAUAAGUAUUUUUAUAAUCUUUUAAAAUUGCUCCACUAAUUGUUACGUAAGCACAACUGGAUGAUAAGAAAAAACUUAUUAAUCAUCAUUGUGCAGAUAUUGACUAAAAAUAUAAUUCUUGAGCCAUGGAUAUAUAAAACAAUUAGACAAUGGUAUCACUUAUUCUAAUAAAAUAUUAAUUUUUUUUAGCAACAUAAAAUAUAAAAGUGUUUAAUCCUUGAAAUAUUGUUAAAGGUUAUUUCAAAAUUGAGAUAUUUCUUCAUAACUAAAUGAAAUAUUCCGAGAGAUAUGAGAUAACUUUGAAGAAGUAUCUUAAGUCUUGAAAUACCAAAAAUGUAUAUAUUAGAAUUUUAUUUUAAUCUUUGCAAAACUAUAGUGAAGAUACACUAGGAACUAUUUAAUCUGAUUAUUGACCUAAUCAGCAACGAUUUUCCUAAACUAAAAAAAUUGACAAAGAAGCUUGUAUGAAUUGUCAACUAGAACAAAUAAAACAAGUAAGGAACGACGAUAUGAAAGUCGAAAUUCAAACUAUCCUAUUCCGUUGGUGCAUGACAAUGACUCAUUGAAAAAAAUCCACACACUUAUUUAUACUUCCUCAAAUUUGUUUAUCUGGAGAAACCCAAUAAUUUACUAGCAACAUCCCAUCAAACGUUUAAAAGCGAACUCUCAAGCAAAUCAUCUCUGAUCAUUCACAAUACCGGUCGUGAAGAAGACAAGAACAUGAAGCAAAAGAUCCUGAUAAGAAUCUCUAUGACUGAUGAUAAAACACGAGCAAAAGCAAUGAAAACUGCGGUUCAAUUUCAAGGCGUGUUAGGUGCGGAAAUAAAGGGAGACCACAGAAACCAGAUCGAAGUUACCGGUGUUGAAGUCGACAUGAUCUGUCUAACCAACACACUGAGGAAGAAAGUAGCCUUUGCGGAGCUUGUAAGCGUAAACAAAGUCGAACCACCCAAGACACCGGAGGAGAAAAAGCCAGAGCCAUGUUAUCAACCAUGGCAUUAUGUAUAUGGUGUGCCAUCUUCCUAUCCACACCCAUGUGAUCCCUACGGGUACAACGGAAAGGGCUACACCGAGGAACCCGUCUACAAUCACGAACCCAAUUGCAGGAUCAUGUGAGAAGACUUAUGGAAAAAAUAACACAGUUUUUUUCUAUACAGUAAGAUUUGUCACAUGAAUAAAAAAAGCAUUGAGCUCCAAAACCACGCA
This is a messenger RNA of Brassica napus (rape), 1552 nucleotides long. Its product is annotated as heavy metal-associated isoprenylated plant protein 16-like. The record is from RefSeq and is a predicted model, not a curated record. The coding region runs from base 1067 to 1462 and encodes 131 amino acids. The transcript has 3 exons. NCBI's taxonomy places the organism in Eukaryota, Viridiplantae, Streptophyta, Magnoliopsida, Brassicales, Brassicaceae. Gene Ontology annotation, molecular function: metal ion binding.